Messenger RNA from Closterium sp. NIES-65, 1677 nucleotides. NCBI's taxonomy places the organism in Eukaryota, Viridiplantae, Streptophyta, Zygnematophyceae, Desmidiales, Closteriaceae. The record is from the annotation of a GenBank genome assembly.
AUGCUUGGAGACCCCUCUAGCCUGGGGGUGCUGAGUCUGAGGGUGCUGAGCCUGGGGGUGCUGAGCCUGGGGAUGCUGAGCCUGGGUGCUGAGCCUGAGGGUGCGGAGCCUGGGGGUGCUGAGUCUAGGGGUGCUGAGCCUAAGGGUGCUGAGCUAGAGGGUACUGCGUCUAGGGAGCUAGAGGCCCUGCCACUGGAGGCGCUGGAGCUGGAGGCACUGGAGUUGGAGGCGCUAGAGCUGCUAGUCCCGGAGGUGCUAGAGGUAAUGUUGGUGCUGGAGGCGUUGGAGGUGGAGGUACCGGAGGUGCUGGAGCUGCUAGUCAUGGAGGUGCUCGUACUGGAGGUACUGGAGCUGCCAGAGCUGGUGGUGCUGCUGGCGCUGUGGGGUGCUGGUGCUGUUGGUACUGGAGGUGCUAGAGGUGCUACUGGUACUGGAGGCACUGGAGGUGCUCCUGGUGCUAGAGGCGCUAGAGCUAGAGGUACCAGGGGUGAUGGAGCUGCUGAUCUUGGAGGUGCUCGUACUGGAGGUGCUAGAGCUGCCAAAGCAGGUGGUACUGCUGGUGUUGGAGGUGCUGGAGCCACAGUCACUGCCUGGAUCCCCGUUGCCUGCUCGUGCUCCUUCACUGAGGUGACUGAGUUCCUGACUGAGCGUCGUGAGCCUGAGACUCGUGCUUCCACACCUGUCCGUGCUGGUCGUGUCGCCCGUCCUUGUCCUCCCCCUGUGCCAGGUACUCACACUAUGGCACUUCGUCCUUCCUCUGUUCCCCAGCGAGUUCCCCUGCCGUCUCCUCCGGCGUCCUCCCUUCCUGCCGUUCCGGACCCUGAGUCUGACUUGGUUCGUGCUGCCAUCCCUACUCUCACACGUCUUCUAGCCACAAUUGUCAUUGGCCCUUCGUUUGAGUCCGCUGCUGCGUCUGCCUUAGUUGCUGAGCUUGUUGACUUUGCUGCUGCGUGUCGUUUCGACUAUGCCACAAGUCUUGUUGCUGAGUCUGAGUCUGACUGUCCUCCGUACGUCUGGGGCGAGUGUGUUCUUGGCACGGACGUCCUUGAGCACAGGCAGGAGGACUUUGAGUGUCUUGCAGCUGCUGUACCUCAUCUCGUAGCUAUGCUACUCGCACCUAAGAGAGACCCGGAUGCACCAAACAUCCCGACCCCGCGCUAUUACGCUGAGGUGAUCACAUGUCCCUACUCCUUUCACUGUCAGACAGCCAUAGACGCAGAGAUGGCAUCGUGGAAGUCCACAGGCACUUACAACGACGAAGUUCCCCCUCCUGGGACGAACAUAGUCGAUGGCAUGUGGAUUUUCAGGGUGAAGCGGCCGACGGGUUCUCCGCUUGUCUUCAAAGCUCGUUACGUUGCACGACUAGUCUACGGUCUCCGCCAGGCGCCUCGUCAGUGGCACGACACACUGAGGACGACACUUGCGGCUCUUGGGUUUGCUCUUUCGUCUGCUGACCUGUCGCUGUUUCUGCGCAACGACACUUCGCUACCGCUGUCCUACAUCCUUGUGUACCUCGACAACUUAGUUUUUGCCACUGCUGACACUGAGGCACUCGCCCUUGUGAAGUUGGAGCUGGAGAAGAGACACACGUGCACAUACCUACUCACACAUGGUGCACCAGGUCCUUCAGUGCUUCCACUUCCUGUUCUCUUCGCCACAGCCUACUCCUUCGCCUAA